CCGCUACAGGCUACAGCCUACAGGAAAGGAAAGAGAUCGAGAGAGAAAGAGUCUGGAAUCGGAGCUGCCGAACCAAUUUCUUAAGGGCGGGCGCCAUGUCAAUGGGAUUCAAAUUCAUCGGUGAAUCGCAUACAAUUAUAUUCGAUUUGGACAGAGGAUUUUUCUGGGGAACCAAUUCCGAAGCUCGGGAACUAUUUCCCAAUGGUCUGGUAGCUUCUGAAUCAAGUGUGUGGGAUUAUCUUACCGAGCAUGGAGCGAAGAGUAAGAUCAAAAGCGUGAAGCUUGUGGAGCCAAAAUUCCCCAAGAGCUCAGAGGCUUGGAGCUGCAAUUCUAGACUCAGAGUUUUUACCAAGAGUGUUGUGUCGGGAGAUGAGAUUACUGGUAUCUCCGCCGAGAAGCUGAUCAAGUAUUGUGGAGUUCACAUUGAGUACCAGCAGUGAAGGUAUAACUGUGGCUGUAAUGGGUCAUCAGACUAUGGAUGUUAAUGACAAUUGACAAGCACAAAUUAUGUUAUCGAUGUUGCAUUGGGUUUAUAUUGCGGAUAAAAGAGGGGAAACAGAUCUAAAAAAUGACGAUUUUUACAUACAUACAUACAUAUACUUACGUUUUGCACACAUACAUACAUACAUACAAGCUUCCUAACCCUGGGUUGAGAGAGUGUGGGUACAUAAACAUAGCAUCUCUCAACAAAAUAGAUAGAUAGAUAUAUAUAU
Molecule: messenger RNA, 713 nt
Organism: Linum tenue
Lineage: Eukaryota; Viridiplantae; Streptophyta; Magnoliopsida; Malpighiales; Linaceae
Source: the annotation of a GenBank genome assembly